AUGAGCCAGCAGCCAGGUAAAUCCUUCGACAUAGAUAUGAAGCAAUGGCGAAACUGUAUGUUGGCUGAUCCAUUCUUCAAUAAAUCCGAUCGCAUUGAUCUAAUAAUCGGUGGAGACAUUUACGCCGACAUAAUGGAAAAAGGGCAGAAGAGAGUAAGCGGUCCGUUCUCACAACAAACGAAACUUGGUUGGAUAGUAUCUGGAGCUCUAUCCAAUGGAAUAAGCAAAGUGGAAAAAGUGCAGGUGGCUGCGACGAACCUUGAACGUUUUUGGGAAGUAGAGGAAGUGGAAGCAGAAGAUCAGUGUACAAAUGAUGACCAGUGGUGCAUGCAGAAUUUUGAAAAAUCGACCGUUAUUCGAGAUGAUGGUCGAUUGAUGGUGUCAUUACCUUUUAAGGCUGAUAUGGAACUAGGCGAAUCCAAACCGCAAGCAAUGGCCAGGUUUUUGAAUGGUGAAAAGAAGUUGGAGAAAUAUCCAUCACUAAAAGCUGAAUAUAUAACCUUCAUGCGAGAGUAUCGGGAACUGGGUCAUAUGGUGCAAGUACCGAUGGAGAUGAAAGGAAAAUAUUACUUACCGCAUCAAGCAGUGAUCAGAGAAGAUAGCCGAACAACGAAAGUGCGAGUGGUGUUUGAUGCAUCAGCGAAAACAUCGAAUCAAAGAAGUUUGAAUGACAUAAUGCACACUGGACCUAAACUUCAACGCGAUAUAUUUGAUAUAAUGUUGAAAUGGCGUUUAUGGAAGUAUGUAUUGACAGGAGACGUGGAAAAGAUGUAUCGGCAGAUUGUAGUGAGGCCAGAAGAUCAAGAAUAUCAAUAUAUACUUUGGAGAGAGAACAGAGCGGAACCAAUAAAGCAAUAUCGUUUAACAACAGUAACAUAUGGCACAUCAGCGGCGCCGUUUCUGGCAGUAAGGUCACUAUUCAUGAUAGGUGAUUACUGCAAAGAGGAGAUGGUGAAAAAUAUUAUAAAAGAAGAUAUUUAUAUGGAUGACCUCAUGACUGGAGCUGAUACUGUAAAGGGAAGUCAACACAUUCUGCAAUCAGUGGCACAGCAGCUGCAGAAGUUUAAUUUUCAUUUGAGAAAAUGGAUUUCAAAUGACCCUAAAAUUACGGAAAUUGUAGAAAAUCGAGGACGCAAUGAAGUUAUAUCGAUUAAAGACGACGAGUCCAUAAAAACCUUGGGUGUUGGGUGGGAUCCCAAUAUGGACCACUUUCGAUUCAACGUCAGCUUUAGUCAUCCUUCACAAAUGACAAAGAGAAAAGUACUGUCAUUGGUAGCUAGAAUUUUCGACCCAUUGGGAUGGUUAUCACCAAUAACGGUGGUAGCAAAAUUGAUCGUUCAGAAGCUGUGGCUGUUAAAUAUAGAUUGGGAUGAGACGAUACCCGAGGAAAUUUUGACGCAAUGGCUAGAAUUCGCAAAUCAUUUGGAUUCUCUUCAUAAAAUAAAAAUCCCUAGAUGGCUUUUCAGACGCGUCCGAGAAAGCAUAUUCCGCAGUAAUAUUCAUUAA
This is a messenger RNA of Stomoxys calcitrans (stable fly), 1506 nucleotides long. RefSeq lists its product as uncharacterized. The coding region runs from base 1 to 1506 and encodes 501 amino acids. NCBI's taxonomy places the organism in Eukaryota, Metazoa, Arthropoda, Insecta, Diptera, Muscidae. The transcript has a single exon. The record is from RefSeq and is a predicted model, not a curated record.